AAAUUCAUUUGACAUUUAGUUUUGCGCAAAACAAAUCAAAGACAAAUCGCACACACAAACAACGCAAUUACUGUACGAACGACUUCAGAUUCGAAUUCAAAUCUUGGCAAAAUCUUACGUUAAAAAAUUAUGUGCGGACGUAGUUGCUUAACACUUGAACCGGACGAAAUACGCAAGGCAACGGCAUACAAAUCACCAACAAAGUCAGAAGAUAAGCCUGCCAAAUGGAAACAGCCAGAAUGGCGAAACGAAUACAAUUGCGAUCGAGAGUAUAAACCAUCACACAAUAUUGCACCAACCGAUAUUUCACCAGUUCUAAUAUCGGCAGCCCAUUUCGAAUCGGACGAAGAUGAUGUGUGUCAGAACUUCCCUGAGCUGCAAGGUGUUGAGAGUGACAAGAAAGAGGAGCCAAUUGACAGUUUGGAUCAAGUUCUUGUGCCGAUGCUGUGGGGAAUGAUACCAUUUUGGCACAAUCCAUCGUUGGAUUAUCGCAAACACGGUUUGACCACAAACAACUGUCGAUUGGAAUCGAUGCUCGAAUCAAAACUGUACAGACAUGCUUUUAACAAAGGCCAGCGAUGUGUGAUACUUUGCGAGGGUUUCUAUGAAUGGCAAACAACCGAUCCAAAUGCGACGAAACCAUCACAACGGGCCGCUUACUAUAUUUAUAUGCCACAGCCUGAAGGUGUUCAAAUUGAAGUGGAAGAAACGUGGCGAGAGUCGAUGGAAAAUAUGAAACUCCUGAAAAUGGCCGGAUUGUUUGAUAUUUGGAUCAACGCUCAAGGCGAACAGCUCUACAGCUACACAGUCAUCACAUUCGAAUCAGAUGACACUCUCGGAUGGUUGCAUCACAGAUCACCAGCCAUUCUGGAUUCCGAUGAAGCCGUCGCUGAUUGGAUUGAUUUCAAACGAGUUACCGAUACAAAGUAUCUGAUCAGUCUACUGAAACCAGCCAAAAAUUUGCAAUGGCAUCGGGUGUCAAACAUUGUUAACAAUGCACGCAAUAAAUCCGACCAGUGCAACAAGAGAAUUGAAAACGUGGAAAAAGACCACACUCCAAAAAGUCCAUUGAUGAAGUCGUGGCUGAUAAGAAAGUAGAAUAAGACGAAAGCAAGAUAAAUAAAGAUGAUAUUUUAAUAUUGAUUCAUAAUCAUUUUUAUAUUAUGAAAAAUUCAA
Messenger RNA from Sitodiplosis mosellana (orange wheat blossom midge), 1176 nucleotides. RefSeq names its product abasic site processing protein HMCES. Gene Ontology annotation, biological process: DNA damage response. The coding region runs from base 130 to 1098 and encodes 322 amino acids. The transcript has 2 exons. Lineage: Eukaryota; Metazoa; Arthropoda; Insecta; Diptera; Cecidomyiidae. Gene Ontology annotation, molecular function: single-stranded DNA binding. The record is from RefSeq and is a predicted model, not a curated record.